UUGUCAGUCCCUGUUCACGGCUGAACGCAGCUUCACCUCUCUCUCCUCACCGCUAAAAGCCGCCUCCUCGUCAGCGGCAGCAGCUCUCCUCCCACCGCCGAACGUAGUUUCAACAUUAGAACAUGAAUAAUCAAGAGGGAAGUGGAUCAAACAACAAUAAUAGAAAGAAAAAGGGUAGAAAUCCCACAAAGUUGAAGGCUUUGAUCCGUAGCAGGGCAGCUAAUAGGACACUACCUAUCGAUUUUAAUAAAGAUGGGAACGCAGUGGGUCCAAAUAAGAAUUCAUUUGUUAGUUUUGUGGCACUCGAGGGAAGGAUGAGAGCUAAUAUACUAAUCCCUAAUUGGGAAGCUGUUGAUGAGGGAAUUAAAAAUCAGAUUUGGGAGGCCAUUAGGCUCACUUUCGACGUUCCUAAUAGUCAUGAAUUGAGGAGAAAAUGGAUAUCAUAUGCUGGUAACCGCUGGACAGGAUUCAAGACGUUUUUGACAUCAUAUUACAUAUAUGGCAGUCGGUGUGGCGAAAACCCCACAGAAAAGUAUCAAUGGAUAGAUGCUGUGACUUGGGAGCAAUUUGUGCAGAGUAGGAAAGAUCCAGCUUUUCUGGAGCGCAGGAAUAAGGCACAAGCAACCCAAGCUCAUAAUGAAUGCCCUCACAUAUUAUCUCGGGGUGGAUAUGAAUUGUUAGAGAAAAAACUGAUGGAUGAAAAAUUAAAACAGCGUGAAGAAGCCUCUCAAACUGACCCUUCAUUGGGGCUGAAACCUCCUUCUCCCAUAGGUCGGCAUGUGAAAUGGAAGGGAGGCCGGAUCAGACGAAAAGGCGGUUAUACAUCAAAGAGGUCUCGUGAAAUUGCAGAGAAAAUUGAUUCUCUAGUUGAGGAGGAAAAGCAAGGGACAUUUACUCCCACUGGUCGUGAUGAUAUCCUAACAGCAGCGACUGAACGCCCUGAGCACCCAGGUCGUGUCCGUGGCGCCAGAACAGGUGUUGGUAUUCUUUCACACUUUGGACCCUUAGCACGUCAAGGUCAUAGAUCCACAGUUUUGACCAUGAACGAUGUUGAACGGAUCAAGAGGGAGAUGGAGCAGGACCUCACACAACAAGUAACGCAGAAGGUCACACUACAAGUAACACAACAGGUUACACAACAAGUAACGCAACAGGUAUCUGAGCAAUUGUCACGAGUAUUUGCUAAGCAACUUCAAGAUGAACUUAAGAGGAUGGGUUUAACCCAACAGCCAGAACUACACACAGAGGCACGCCGCACUCGCUCUCCCACAAAUGUCAGUACAAAGGGGAGCAAUGCUUUAGGGGAUAUGUCCGAUUCAGAUGAUGAUGAUGAGUUAUCCCGUCUUUAUGUGGAUAACCCUUUUCACUUAGUGGCCAUGGGAAAGGUACACAAUUUGGGUCCUACUAUACACCAUCGGAGAAUCGAUGCGGGUAUUAUCAGGGUGGAAGUUGUUGAGGUUUUUGAUGCAUCUGCAUUUGUCCCGAUUCCAAGUGAGGAGGUCCAGACAGUUGGACAGGCCUCCAACCAGUUCAUUCCAUGGCCAAAAAGAUUAGUUGACCCUCACGUAGAGGAGAAGAGGACACAUGGAAAGGAUAAUGAUGAUUGUGACAAGGACGAUGCUUCGGGUGAGCACAAGGGUCCAAUAUCGCGUUUGUUGACAAUGACUACUCACAUUGGUCCACAACCUAUAAAGUUAAUCCUAAAGGAAGAAAUAGUUGGUCGGACUGAUAUAUCCCUUUUUGUUGGCUCAGAAGAGAUAUUAGAGAUAUGUUUGGGGAAUCAAAUGCUAAGUGCAGUUAUUCUACAAGUAUGGAUAAUGCAUUUGCAUGGGAUAUGUGUUCGAAAGGAUAAUACACAUCUUUACGGUUUUUUUGACCCACAUACCAUUCAAGAUAUAGGGAACAAGCGUGAAGAUAUCCAAACUUAUAUAAUGACUCACUUGAAUGAAGGAAACAAAGAGUGCUACUUGCUACCAUACUACUAUCCCAACCAUUGGCAAUUGCUUGUGUUGUGUCCGAGAAAAAAUUUGAUUGUGUUCUUGUGCUCUUUGGGGAACAAACCAAAGGCAAACAUGAAGAGUAUUCUAGAUUUAGCGAUGCAAGCACAUCAAAUGACAAAAAAUAAAAGGAAUUCCAAACCUAAAUGGGUUAAGCCAAUGUGUCGAAUGCAAAGGGGAAGUUCCGAAUGUGGUUACUAUGUGAUGCGGCACAUGUCAACUAUUAUUUCUGCUAGUGUUGUGGAUUCAUGGAUGGAGGUGAUUAAAUAUAAGAUCAUUGUAUUUUUGUGUUUAUUUCUUCUACUUAAUUAUUAUUUACUCGCUUAUUGCUUUUAUUCAACUUGUAGACAUUCAACGUUCAAGAUCCGUUUACUGAAGAAGAUAUCAACGAGAUUCGAGAGCGUUGGGCUUGGUUUUUCUGCGAAGUGACUAGUAUUUAGCAUUUAGUAGAAAAUAUUAUUAACAUAUUUAAAACCGAAAUGCAGCUUUGUUAGCAACUUUUUUGAAUUUUGAUGGUGUAAAAUGAUAUUGUGAUCAAAUUUCCUGAGCAUGAUUAAUACUAAAUUGAAAUUAUAUGCGUAGUA
Cuscuta epithymum is the source of this 2581-nucleotide messenger RNA. The record is from the annotation of a GenBank genome assembly. Lineage: Eukaryota; Viridiplantae; Streptophyta; Magnoliopsida; Solanales; Convolvulaceae.